Messenger RNA from Conger conger (European conger), 1633 nucleotides. RefSeq names its product DTW domain containing 2 (gene dtwd2). The record is from RefSeq and is a predicted model, not a curated record. The transcript has 6 exons. Bases 14 to 883 code for a protein of 289 amino acids. NCBI's taxonomy places the organism in Eukaryota, Metazoa, Chordata, Actinopteri, Anguilliformes, Congridae.
ACGCCCCAGUGUCAUGGAUACACAAUGCGGGGAUCUCUCUGCUCUAAGUAUCUCUGACAAGUAUCCCGCUACAGCUUCCGCGGAGCCAGUUCACAGUGCGGACACAUUGCAGGGAGAGGGGGAGGACAAUGAGGGUGGAUUUGGGGAAUUAUCCGAGUUGCCUAUUGAAAUAAAUGAAAGGCGUCCUACUUGUUUACGGUGUGGUCGCCCACAGAAGGUGUGCCUGUGUCCCUUUCUGCCAGUGCGCCCCCUGGAGGUGUCCACAAGCCUCUACAUCGUACAGCACCCUGCAGAAGAGAGUCGAGUCCUGCGCACCGUCCCUCUGCUAGCAGCCUGUCUUCCUCCUGACAAAUGCAAGGUUUUUGUUGGAAGGCGAUUUAAUGAGGAGAGGAACCCCGAGCUGGCGGCCGUGUGUCAGGACCCCAGGACCCUGGUCCUGUACCCGGGCUCAGAGGCACAGAACCUGGAGGACCUGGACCUGGACCUUACGGCCGCUGCCCACAACGUCGUUAUCAUCGACGGCACGUGGAGCCAGGCCAAGGACAUGUUCCACAGGAACCCGCUCUUCCGUCUGCCCAAGCAGGUGCAGCUGAAUAGCACUGUCUCCAGUCAGUAUGUGAUUAGGACUCAGCCGACCAACAUGUGCCUGUCCACUCUGGAGUGUGCGGCCGUCACCCUGGCAAUAAUGGAGAAAAACAAAGCCAUCGAGGAGGUGCUGCUACGGCCCCUGCAGGCCCUCUGCUCCUUCCAGCUGCAGCACGGGGCCCAGGUGCACCACAGUAAGGAGCACCUUCUGCGGAACGGCCUGUACCACAAGCCCCUGCCAAAAAACAAGCGUAAGAUCAAGAGGAUGGAGCGCCUUGUCACCAAUCACAACAUUUAGGGCCGGGAGGGGCCCCUCUCCGCACUGCUGCCGUGUGACUGUGGGAACCUGCCGGCUCCCAUCAUCGCUGUGAUCCAGUAAUUACAGCUUUUCACCAAGCAAAACAAACAACACCCAGACAGACCCUAAUGCAGGGCCAUUACCGCCGUUCACACGACAUGGAUACACUCAAGACAAUACACUCAGAGGUUUUAAUUAAGGGGGGACUCAAAAAGCCAAAAAUCACUAUUUAUUGUUGCUGCCUCUCCUUAGGAGUAAUCUCUCGUUUCUAAUGUGUCAGAUGUAGUAUUUUAACCCACAAAAAAAAUAAACACCCCCCAAACAAUGAUGUCACAUGGGUAUAAUGCCUCCCUGAACCCCCCCCCCCCCCCCCAUUGUGAAGAAUGGUUAUCGAAAACUAAAGACUUAACAUCUUUUUUUAAACAUAGUUUUUUUGUGUGUGAAAUGGGGAAAACGAUAGACUUUGUACCAGUGCACAAUGUUCUCCAGUUCAAAAGACAACAUGCAAAUAAGCAGAGGAGUUCUGUCCCAGUGACAUUCAUUCAAAUGGUUUUUCCAGGUACAGGUGGCAGAUUUGGUUUUGACCUGUGAAAUACAGGUCAUGCCAGUUACACUGGGGGCACGAUGGAACAUUCAAAUUCAGAUUUUGUGGUGGUGCUCACCCAAAGAACUGUGCCUGUAGAGCAGGAAAUGAGGAGAGAGAGAGAUGUUUCUUGUUUUUUUAGCAGAAUAAAAAAUUCCUUAAAACUA